AUGGCACCGAAAGUUGAAUUUUUACCUUUUUUACUUGGGGUUAUAUUCAUAUUUCAUUCCUGUUCAUUUCAGCUUCGAAAGCAGAGCUCGCUACUGUCAGUGUUAGGUGUGACAUCGAUGCAGGAGAUGUUGCUGUCCAUUGACAGUCUCGACACCCUCUCACAAGCGAUGAGAAAAGCUGGCGUGGAAAGGACCAAUAUGAUUUUUGGAAUCGAUUACACAGCGAGUAAUAAGUACCAAGGCGAGGAUUCCUUUGGCGGUCGAUCACUCCACACAAUUCACCCUAAUAUAAAAAAUCCAUAUCAGCAGGUGAUCACAAUUCUCGGACGAACAUUAGCGCCAUUUGCCAGCACCGGUCGGAUUCCCGUCUAUGGUUUUGGUGAUGCGAAAACUGGUGAUUGGUCUGUUUUCUCGUUGAAGCAGAAUGGUGACUGUUCAACACUCGAUGAAGUACUCAAGGCAUACAAUGAGGUGACUCCAACCGUCGAUCUCAGUGGUCCGACGAAUUUUGCGCCACUAAUCUAUCAGGCGAUGGAAAUCUGUCAACAAACCGAUGAUUAUCACAUUCUGGUCAUCAUUGCCGACGGUCAAGUGACUAACGAACGUGCGACACGACGGGCAAUCGUACAAGCGUGUCAGUAUCCAUUGUCGAUUAUUGUAGUCGGUGUUGGCGAUGGACCGUGGGAAAUGAUGAAGGUAUUCGACGAAUCUUUACCAAAACGUCCAUGGGACAACUUCCAUUUCACCGAAUUCCACGAGGUGAGAUCGUUAAACGGUUCGACACGGAUAAUGAGACAGGCAACAGGCCAAGCCGAAGGUGAUGUGAAAUUGGCUGUGCAGUCGCUGCUCGAGAUUCCCGAUCAGUAUCGUUGUAUUUGUGAGUUGGGAUUGUUAAAAGAUCGAGCGAUACCGCCUCGUGGAUCUGAAAUCCGAAAAGAUAUGUUGGUCUCAAAGUAG
Molecule: messenger RNA, 957 nt
Organism: Angiostrongylus costaricensis
Lineage: Eukaryota; Metazoa; Nematoda; Chromadorea; Rhabditida; Metastrongylidae
Source: the annotation of a GenBank genome assembly